Molecule: messenger RNA, 4561 nt
Organism: Neocloeon triangulifer
Lineage: Eukaryota; Metazoa; Arthropoda; Insecta; Ephemeroptera; Baetidae
Gene: sws
Product: neuropathy target esterase sws
Exons: 26
Coding region: 242-4168 (1308 amino acids)
Biological process (GO): phosphatidylcholine metabolic process
Cellular component (GO): endoplasmic reticulum
Molecular function (GO): phosphatidylcholine lysophospholipase A1 activity
Source: RefSeq, a predicted model, not a curated record
CGCUGUCGUCGUAAAAUGUGCUUUUAGUUUGUAAAUCAGCCACCGGUGGCAGCCGUAGACCGUCAGUCAGAUUGAAAUUUCUCAAAAACAUUUCGCAAGAUCAAUUGAAUUAUGCUUAAUGCGCCGUUGAUAUGAAGCCGUCUAAGCUCGAGGCUCGCAGUGGUAACUUCAACAGCACCAAGUUGUUCUAACCAACAUCAAACACAACAAAGGCAGAUGAUCUUUUGCCUACUCCUCCAACAUGAGGAAUUUUUUUGAUCAUCUCUGGGCCGCGACCAACCCUGAAGCACUCAAGUGGUCUUGGGACUAUUAUGUUAAUUUUUUCCUCGAAAACAAGGCUGUUUUUCUAACACUGCUACUAGUUACAUUCCUCAUCUCUGCUGUCACUUUGCUGAUUAGGAAAUGGAAAAACAAAGAUUUGAUCCCUGCCGAAGUGAAAGAAGUUCUUGGUGUUGGCGGUCGACCAAGGUUCAGGAAAAGAGACAAAGUUCUUUUUUACGGCAGGAAAAUGCUCAGAAAGGUCACGAGCAUUUCGAGACAAGUUCAUACGCAGGGAAAAAGAAAGAAAUUGAUCAAAUUUGCUGGUCGAUGGCUGCAAUUCAAACGAGACACGGCUCCGACCCAACUCAAAGUCCUUGAACCACCCUCUGAAUACUUAGAGGAAGCUGUUACAAGUGGCCAGGAUGAGCAGAGAGUACCGCUGGAUGCACUCUACAUUUUACAAAGCAUUAGAGUUUUUGGCCACUUUGAAAAACCAGUGUUUCUGACUCUAUGCAAGCAUGUAGACGUUGUUAAUCUACAUGCUGGGUCGUAUCUGUUCAAAAUUGGUGAUCCUGAUGAAAAUGUGUAUGUGGUUCAAAAUGGCCUGAUAAAUGUAUACAUCACUGGUGGCGAUGGCUCGACCCUUACCCUGAAGUAUGUGAAGAAGGGAGAAAGCGUCACUUCAUUGUUGAGUUUUGUUGAUGUUCUCACUGGGCACCCCAGCCCUUACAAGACUGUUUCUGCUAGAGCUGUGGAAGAUUCGACUGUCCUACGUCUGCCCGUUUCUGCCUUUCAGGAGGUUUUUCAGGAAUAUCCUGAAACUUUCAUAAGAGUAAUUCAAGUCAUUAUGGUCCGUCUGCAAAGAGUUACAUUCACCGCUCUUCACCAGCACUUGGGAUUGAGUGCUGAACUCGUCAAUCCUGGGAUGCACCACCAAAAAAGAAAGACAAGUCCGUUUGUUACGUCUCCUGUGAAGAACAGACAGAGAGACUCGAUAGUAAUGAGAGACGAUCAAGAUGAAUCAGAAGCUGCCUCAAGCUAUUAUAAUAAUAAUGAUGCCUACCCCUCUAGUCAGCCACUUCCUAUAUUGAGGCAGCGUCUCUCCAAAACUUCCAUAACUUCAAUUUCUUCCCACACCCCCGACAUGGUGCCUGACCUGGAUCCUUCGAUAUCACCACAGCCCCCAGAUCUUCAGCAAGGUAUGCCACGCAGACGCACUGUCCCUGAAUUAUGUGAUGAAGAUACAUUGAUCCAAAUUGCCACUGCUGCUUUUGUCAGAGAGCUUGGUCUCGAAGAUAGCAAAGUGCUUGAUGGAGGUAAAGUUGAACUUCGAGACGUCUCGGCCGGAACUCACCUGAUGAAGGAAGAUUCUCACAAAGAUGUUGCUCUAAUUUACGUGAUUUCUGGAACUUUGACUGUGUCGCAAAAAAGCGCAGUCAACCCUCAAAUUGAUGAUGAGGUGCACAUGUUCACUGCUCACCAGGGUGAAGUUGUUGGCGGAUUGGCUGUGUUAACUGGUGAACCUAGUUUCUUUACAAUCAAAGCAAAGCACUUCACUAGAAUCGCUCUUCUCUCGAAGAGCACAUUCUACAGUAUCAUGAGAGAACGCCCUAAGGUUGUUCUCCACGUGGCUCACACCGUUGUCCGCAGGCUUUCGCCUUUUGUCAGACAGGUUGAUUUUGCCUUGGACUGGGUCUUUCCUGAAAGUGGUCGUGCACUUUACAGGCAAGGAAAUGAGUCAGAUUGCACAUAUAUUGUUUUAAGUGGUCGUCUGCGUUCUGUUAUUACCCACGCUAACGGCAAGAAGGAGCUUGUCGGAGAAUACGGCAAAGGAGACUUAGUUGGCAUCGUUGAAAUGGUGACCAAAACUAAAAGAAGCACAACAGUUAUGGCGGUUCGAGACACAGAACUUGCAAAAUUGCCGGAGGGUCUUUUCAACGCCAUCAAGCUCAGAUAUCCUAUUGUUGUGACGCGCCUUAUAAAUCUCCUUGGUCACAGAAUUUUGGGUUCCUGGCAGAAACCUACAAUUGGUCGAGCAAUUGAUACAAGACCGACACAAGUAAAUCUUUCAACUGUGGCAAUCGUCGGAAUUUCAGAUGACGUGCCACUCUCGUCAUUCACCUAUGAAUUGUUUCACGCGCUCUCUGCCAUCAGCAACGUCUUUGACUUCCCAAAGGAUCCUUUCAAUACUCACUCAGGCCAGUGCUUGCGUCUGACUUCGGAGGUCAUUCGAAAGUCACUUGGCAUGUCCAUUCUUGACCCGAAUAACGAGUACCGCCUUACUUCAUGGCUGGCCCAGCAAGAGGAUCAGCAUCGCAUUGUUUUGUACCAGUGUGACAACACUAUGACAGCGUGGAGUCAGAGGUGCGUGAGGCAAGCAGAUUGCGUUGUGAUUGUAGGUCUCUUUGAGCGUGGCCCAGCUGUUGGAAAGAUGGAAAAAGAGGUUGAGAGACUUGGCAUGCGGACACAGAAGGAAUUGGUUCUGCUCCACAAAGAAGGUAGCUCAAAACCUAAGAACACUGUUGAGUGGCUCAACAACCGCACUUGGGUGUCACAGCAUCACCACCUGAUUUGCCCCAAGAGAAUGUUUUCCAAGAGAUCACAAAGUCAAAUUGCUGAGUUGUACAGUCGGAUCAUGGUAACGCCGCCAGAUAUCCACUCGGACUUUUCUCGCCUGGCUCGUUGGCUCACUGGAACAUCAGUUGGUCUUGUCCUUGGAGGAGGAGGUGCUCGGGGAGCCGCUCAUGUUGGAAUGAUCAAAGCAAUUCAGGAGUCCGGAAUUCCUAUCGAUAUGGUCGGUGGUGUGAGUAUUGGUGCCUUCAUGGGUGGACUAUGGUGUCUUGAGCGAGACAUGGUCACUAUGACUCAAAAAGCAAGGGAAUGGUCAAAGAAAAUGACCAGUUGGUUCAAGCAACUGCUAGAUUUGACUUACCCAGCCACCUCUAUGUUCACUGGCGGUGGCUUCAAUGAAACUAUUAAGGGAACAUUUGGAGAAACUCUCAUCGAGGACCUCUGGAUUCCUUACUUCACCGUAACAACUGACACUUCCGCGAGUGCGCCUCGAAUUCACACACAUGGAUCUUUGUGGCGUUAUAUUCGGGCCUCAAUGUCACUCUCUGGCUACAUGCCACCAUUGUGUGACCCCAGUGAUGGACACUUACUGCUUGACGGAGGCUACGUCAACAACCUGCCAGCCGACGUAAUGAGGAGCCAAGGUGCAAAGCAUAUUUUGGCCAUUGAUGUUGGCUCUCAAGACGACAAGGACCUAACUAACUAUGGUGACACCUUGUCUGGCUGGUGGCUUUUGUGGAAAAGGUGGAAUCCAUUCACAUCGCCUGUCAAAGUACCUAAUUUGCCAGACAUCCAGUCAAGAUUGGCUUAUGUUUCUUGCGUCCGUCAACUUGAGGAGGUGAAAACUAGCGAUUACUGCGAGUACAUUAGACCUCCCAUAGAUAGGUACAAGACAUUGCAAUUCGGCAGCUUUGAUGAGAUCAAGGAUGUUGGCUACCUUUGUGGGAAGACUUACUUCGCUGGAUUACUGAAGACCGGAAGCAAUUUACCCUUCACAGGCAACAGAGCCGAAGAGGUUGCAUCUUGCUCUUUGAGCGCUGUCCUCAGUAGUCGAAAUUACAACAAGAAAAUCAUGCCAGAGGCCAGUCCCCAUUACACAUUUACUGAUCUGGCACAAAUGGUGUGCAAAGAGCCCAAAUAUGAGGACGAAGAGUCGUCAAGUGAUGAUUAUUACGAGGAUGAUGAUGACACAGAUCAAGAAGCCCAGGUCGGAGGUUAUGUGUCUGAGCCAACUGUAGGAACCUCCAUGAAGCAGUCACGUGGCAAAGGCUAUUCCCUCUCUGACAAUGAACUUGAUGGAGAGGAGUCUGAGACCGAGUAUAGAAGAAUGGAUUGAAGGACCACUACUUGCACAACUCAAUAAUUAUUUAAUCUCAUCUAAACUCAGAUAACUGGAACUGUCAAGACUGUGAAGAGAUGUCAGUUUUAUAAUGUAAACCAAGUUUUUUUCUCCUCGUGGGCUGAAGUUAUUUUUAAUAGGAUGUUUAGCUACUUUCCAAACUAGAGACUACUCUUCUAUUUUGAUGAUACCUAUUAAAGACAUUUUUUGAUUAUAUUGUUCCCUUUGAGCACUAACCACUUAAAACCCUUCAAAGUUUGCCUUGAUAUGUUGUUUGUUUUUUAAGAAAAAAUUUAAAAUCAAAUUUUGUGCCAUGAAUUUGGAUUGUUUUUCGAAGGUUGUGUUCAAGCCAGGUUUCCUGAAAUAAAACGUUUAAUGCCAAAGAUUGUA